This is a messenger RNA of Folsomia candida, 3468 nucleotides long. RefSeq lists its product as uncharacterized. The coding region runs from base 797 to 2803 and encodes 668 amino acids. The record is from RefSeq and is a predicted model, not a curated record. The transcript is spliced from 6 exons. Lineage: Eukaryota; Metazoa; Arthropoda; Collembola; Entomobryomorpha; Isotomidae.
UGGGUCGGAUUUGAGCUUUCAUUUCAUUCAUAUCCUCCUCUCGUAUAAAUGUAUAUCCAGUUAAAUAGUUAGUUUAGUUUUAGCCGGAAUACGGAUCAGAUCAGCUUGUAAAUAAGUAAGGAUCAGUCGAAUUUGGGAAAGAUCAAACACGUCAAAAUUAUAAAAAGCCGGAACUCAGAUCAGAUCAGCUUGUCCAUAAAUACAAAUCUGUCGAGUUAAACACAGAUUAUUGUGAGGUCACCCGGUUUUAAAUACAUACAGAUUAUUUACCGACUGCAAAUCGUAGUGGAAGAUUUGCUUACGCGAAAUAUUGUGGGAUGACGUGAUGUGAUAUUUUAUUAGUCAUUCAGCGUGAGAAACAUUGCAGGAUUACAUACAUUGCAUGGGGAAAUUAUUUGUGACUGGGUACUCAAACGUACCGAUGUGAUACAUUACGAGUAGCCAAUCAGUGUGAGAAAUAUCUCAGGAUUACUUUGCAUGGCGAAAUUAUUUGCGAAAUUAUUUGCGAAAGGUACCAGUACCUAGUGCUCGGCGCGAGACGAGACCAUGCAUCUCGAAAAUUUCGAGACGAGAUUCGAGACGAGAUUCGAGACGUCAUCUCGUCUCGUCUCGAUUAGUCACUUUCGAGACGAGACAAGGAAAUCUCGUCUCGUCUCGUGCCGAGCACUAGGUACUGAUUUAUCGAUAUGGCGUAGCUCGCUGCUAUGAAUAAUUUGUAUGCACUCUCGAUCGUCUCAAGGAAGUAAUUUCUAUCGGUCGGUAAUGUUUUUCGAUAAAAAUCUACCAAUCCGUGCCAAUGACGAUUAUUCCGCGAUGUUCUUCUCUCUUCUUCCGGCCGAUUCGACUCGUCAGGAAAAGAACGCUGGUCCUCUGGACGUUCGCCUUCACGGGAUGCGUCCUCUUCUAUAACUGGGUCAAUACGGAGUAUGGGAAUCCGUACGGGUUAAAUUACUUUUUGGACGAUGGGGGUGCUCCCGGCUCGCUGGAAUACGUGGUGGAUACGGAACACUGCAAAAUUCUCAAGCUUAGUCCAUGGGAGCCGGCUAUUCUGGACUUUAUCAAGCCAAAGAUAACCCCACCCGACUGUUCGCAGCGGAACAAUGGGCGGAAAUGGGUCUAUGUAAAAAAUUCGAAAAUUUGCAUCAACGACACCGCCGUGAUAGCGUCAGGGUACUCGAUGUCAUCGGUACGCUGUUGCUACAAGGGGAUCAUCCGCGUGACGCAAACUUUAGAAAAUUUCGACUUAAAUGCGGACAACCAGGUCGAAUACACUUCGACCUGCACCCCGCUUGAAAAAGUGACCCCCCUUCCGGACCACGAUUUUGCCCGGGUUUUCUGCACCUCGACGUCCUGGCCGUACUUGGGCGAGGUCGUUUAUCGGGAGUUUGUCGCCAUUCCGAAGGCACGGAAGGCGGAGUCCUUGGCGAAAGUGGCGUAUUGGGCGACCCGUCGUGACCUGACGAGGCCUUUGCCCCCUUCCGUGGUCAUGUUGGGGAUCGAUUCACUCUCCAGGAUGAACUAUCAUCGUAGCUUCAACCUCACAAAGACAUUCCUAGACGGGAUCGGGGCCGUGGAGAUGAUGGGAUAUACGAAAGUCGGAGAGAACACUUUCCCAAACACGGCCGGAUUUUUGACGGGUUUUGACCCCGCCGUGGAUCCCGAGCUGCUGGAGGGAUGCAUUUUAACGCGUGAAACACCGCAAGAUUUUUGCCCCUAUAUUUGGAAACGUUUUUCUGAUGCGAACUAUCUCACGGCGACGGUGGAGGACGCGCCGGGUCUCGUGGGGUUCAACUACUUGAAGGUCGGCUUUGUUCAGGAACCGACGGACUUUUACUUUCGCCCCUUCAUGCUCCAAGUGCACAAGAGCCUGCCGAGAAAGGACUACUACCACACCGACUGUAUCGGCACCUCCACCACAGAAGAGACCCUGCUAUCCUACAUUUCCUCCAUAAUGUCGCACUCUUCCUCCACCCCCGUCUUCAUCCACUCCUGGCUCACCUCCCUCGCCCACCUCGACAUCAACGGGGCGCGCUUCGCGGACGCCACGGUGACGAAUUUCCUCUCUCGCGUCGACCUCUCCAACACGAUCCUCAUCUUCCUCUCGGACCACGGCCAACGUUACGGCGCCAUCCGCGAAACGCUUCCCGGCUGGUACGAGGACAAACUACCCGUUCUCUCGAUUUACCUUCCCGCCAAAGUCAAAGCUUCCUUUCCCACGUGGGCGGACGCGCUCGCGCUCAACGCGGCGCGCUUAUCGUCACCCUUCGACCUUUAUCAGAUGAUGAGCCAUGUCUUAGAUGCGUAUUCGUCUCGGGAAAAAGAGGCUGACGGCCGCGGUCAACCGCCCAAAUUUGACACUACGCGCGCCCGCGGCCAGUCGCUCUUCGUCCCCAUCUCGCCGCUCAGAAGAUGCUCCGAUGCCGGGGUGAAGACCAACUUUUGUGCGUGCCUCCCCCCAAAAAAGGUGAAUGCGUCGGACCCCCUCGUUCUCCAGGCGGCCGUGGAGGCGGUAAAAUAUUUAAACAGUGUUAUUCCGAAAACCAAGUGCGUCCCGGUGGUGCUGGACAGGGUCGUGGCGGCGGCCGUGAUGCAAAAUGGGGCGACCGAGGGGACAUAUCUCGUCACUUUCUACACUAACCCGGGUCAAUUUAUGUUUGAAGCGACGGUGGAUUUUGGACAGAGUGGAGCAAAGGGUCAAGUUUGGUUUAAUGUGACGACGGAUUUGUUGAGGAUGAAUAAAAUAUCGAGACCGGCGGAUUGUGUGGAGACCUCGUUGCUUGAGAGGUACUGUUACUGCAAGUAGCAGGACAGCGUUGGUGAUAAGAUAUGUGGAGGUCGACGCCGUCGAUCGUAUGUCGCUGGCAGCAUUUUACCUCGCCAAAUCUGAUUUCUUGUGUCUUCGACAUUGUGACGCCGAGAAAAAAUCGACAAAAUUGACGCCGCCACCGCCACGAAAUUUGGACCUUUGGGACUACAAGUAGUGAAUUUUCUUUAAAUAAAGCUGUGAUAUUAAAAAGAACAAGGAAAACAUACCAAGAAUUAAUUCAUGAGACUGAUGAAUAACGCGUUCAGAAAAUAUUUAAAUACUUAAUUACUAACUGUAUACUUAAUUGAGUCAUUAAUUUAGCCAUGUAAAACUAUGACAAACUCGCAGAGAUUAUCAGUAUUUAAUUAAUGGAGAUGAGACCGGUUUUUUAUUAUUCUGGUCAAGUUUAUGUCACAGCAAUUCUAGUUUUCGGAUUGUUAGAAAGACGAAUACUGCCCCGUUCAUAUGUGGCAACUUGCGCCAUAGUUAAACGAUAACAUUGGGUGCAAGUUGGUAAUUAAUGAGCCAAGAAAUAAUUUUCUCAGAAAUGUCGUAUUUAAUUAAGAUGUGUAUAAUUUCCAUCAUAUUUGUUGAUCAAAGUUGUUUUUUGUUACUUUAUAUUGGGGCAAAUUACGUAAUAAAGUGUUAUUUAAGAGUGGAAA